GUCUCCUAGCAACGGUUGGAAGCGUUGUUGACAGCCCUGUAGGCAAAGGCGCCGGACUGAGCCCAGAGUCUUGCUGACCUCGCGAUGACAGAGGUGGAGGAAACCCUAAAGAGGAUCCAGAGCCAUAAAGGAGUUAUUGGAACCAUGGUUGUAAAUGCAGAAGGCAUUCCUAUCCGAACCACUCUGGACAACUCAACCACGGUUCAGUACGCAGGCCUUCUUCAUCAGCUCAUGAUAAAGGCCAAAAGCACGAUCCGGGAUAUCGAUCCUCAGAACGACUUAACUUUCCUUAGGAUCAGGUCGAAGAAACACGAAAUCAUGGUAGCUCCGGAUAAAGAAUAUCUUCUGAUUGUCAUUCAGAACCCAUGUGAAUAGACCUGCCACAACUACGGCUGCCCUCACGAUGCUGAGCUGGGAGCAUCUUACUCUUUCAUAAUUCCUAGAAUUAUACCCCAGUCUAACUGUGUCUUGGACAGUCUUUUCCAUUUCCCCAUCUAAACUAUUCCACAUGUCUUUUUCGUCCCUUUUGAGUGCACUGUGAACUUUGUACUUUUGCUAACUAAUAAAC
This is a messenger RNA of Fukomys damarensis (Damara mole-rat), 568 nucleotides long. RefSeq names its product dynein light chain roadblock-type 2 (gene Dynlrb2). Gene Ontology annotation, biological process: microtubule-based movement. Gene Ontology annotation, molecular function: dynein intermediate chain binding. The transcript has 4 exons. Gene Ontology annotation, cellular component: cytoplasmic dynein complex; centrosome; cytoplasm. NCBI's taxonomy places the organism in Eukaryota, Metazoa, Chordata, Mammalia, Rodentia, Bathyergidae. The record is from RefSeq and is a predicted model, not a curated record. Bases 85 to 375 code for a protein of 96 amino acids.